AUGCCGGGGCUAAGAGCGCCAUCGGACUACUCGCAGGAGCCGGCCCGCCACCCGGCCCUCAAGAUCAACGCCAAGGUGAGGGAGAAGCCGCCACCACUUCUCCUCCGAUGCGUGUUUCAUUCUUGGUCUCGAUGUUUCUUCCUCAUGCCAGGACCCUAAUUUCUUCGGAUUAUACGAUUCAACAGUUUGGUUCUGGCCAUUCUCCUCUUGGUGGAAGGCGAGGUAAUCUGUCCACGGUUUUGAAGGGAGGAGGGCGACGUGGAUCCUAUCUAUCGGGGGGUAGCGGAGGAUGCUUAGAUGGGACUCGACGAAAUGGCGUUAGGGAAUUUUGUUCUGCUGUCGUGUGAACAUAUCGGUUGCAUGAGAUUGCAUUGUGUUUAUAACGCGGGCGAUCUGUAAAGAGGUGACCGUAAACGAUCUUGUACUUCUUCCAAAGCACGGCCGAGCAGUUGAUGUCUUUGGCCUGCAGCGCGGCUAUUGUUCGCAUGGUGUACGCUUCUUAUCGUUUGAAGUUGGCCAUUGCCGCCAAAAUCUCUCCGUCCUUUUGGUUUUACAAUCUGCUAUGUGUAGCUACCGCUCAUCUUGUAGAAUUCUUAUGCUUAUAUUCGUCUAUAAUCAAUCAAGUACUUUAUUAAGUUAAAAGAAAAUCAUUACAGGGGAAAGGAACUCCAUCUACUUUUGCGCUUAAUUAAUGUGUGGCUUUUUACUCGGAGAAACAGACUUUGUGCUUGUGCUCUUGAAGAAAUCAUGUUUCUCAGAUACAUUCUGUCUUUAUUGUGCAGGAGCCAUUCAAUGCUGAGCCACCUCGUGCUGCUUUGGUCGCAUCCUAUGUCACCCCCGUAGAUAUGUUUUACAAGAGAAGUCAUGGGCCAAUUCCUAUCGUCGACGACAUAAACAGGUCGUUUCUUACUCUGAUCUGCUAAGCUUGAAUAUACAUCUAUGAGCGUACGUUCUGAACCCCCGUGUGGCUGAGCAGAUACCGAGUGUCUAUUUGUGGUUUGGUAGAAAAGCCAAAACAGCUGUCGAUGGAUGAGAUCAGGUGAGGGAACCAUCUGCAUGAAUCAUGUUUUUUCGAGUGAUUCAGCAUUCUUCUUACCUUUGGUAUUGACAACAUUCAUUGGCUGCUAGGAGUCUCCCCAAGUAUAAUAUUGUGGCGACCUUGCAGGUAAAUUACCAUCCAUACAUUUGCUGUUAGGGCGCUUACUUUAAUAUUGCAAAAAAAUAGAAAUUUGGUGAUAAAUAUCUCAAAAAAUUGAAAAAUCAGUGUGCAGGUAAUAGGAGGACAGCAAUGAGUAAAAAGAAGACUGUUAAGGGUGUUGGUUGGGAUGUUUCUGCGCUUGGAAAUGGUUUGUAUCUCUGUAGUUUGCGGUUUUUCUGAUCAUGUCAUUUCAUAAUAUUGCAGGCAACUGAAAGUCUCAUUGGCACUGCUGCACCCAAAAUGAAAGUUAUCGGUUGUAAAGUGAUGGGUCAAUGGUAACCUAGACACUCGAAUUCUGGCCAAUUCCGUACCUAGAUAUUUGAAAUUCUUAUGUGCAAAAGAUGUUACCAGAUAUACUCCAAUGCAUGGGAGUAAGGAUUAAACAGACAGAUCGCUUAUCCACAUAAUUAUCUCCAAGAAAGCCUAGAGCAACGGGAUGAAGGGCAAGAAAGAGAUUGACGAAGGAAUGGUGGAAUUCCUUUACGAUAUCUAGAGAAGAACUGAGAACCAUGAAGGAGAGGAGAGUCAAAACGAGAAAAAAGGAGUAAGGAAAAAAUGUGGCAGCAUUAUUAUCAAUAAGGUUAAAGAGAAGAUGCAAAGUAAAGCCUUUUGAUAAAAGAAUGGCCGAUCACUGGUUCGUCUAGAGGCUCUCAGUUACUGUUCAGCUUGACAAACAUGAGAAUCCAUCUAGUCUAAUUCACUUCAUCACAUCUUGGUACACUAAAUCACGAUUUACAGGAAAAAAAAUUAGAUGCUAUAGAAUAUAAAAUAAUACAAUUUUGAAGCAUUGCAUGUUUAAAAAUUAUUUCAUUUUUCGGCCUUCUUCUCAGCCAGAGGCCAGAGAGAUAAUUUCCAAGGUUGAAAAUUAUCCUGUCAGAUAAAGCCUAGCUCAUCAGAAAACAGAAACCUUUUGAAGGAAGCAUAUGUUAUAUAUAGAUCUCUUCAUGAAGGUUUAAUUUUUCGAUUUCACAUUGGUCUAGCAGAUCGAUACUAUUUCACCGUGAUUGCUUUUCAUUCAUGUUGCAUACUUCCGGUAAUUGAGCGUAAAUCGUUUCAUGUUCAGCUGUUUGGGGAGGUGCCAAAUUAGCAGAUGUCCUUGAGCUAGUUGGCAUACCUAAACUAACAGCCACCACACCUAUGGGAGCAAAGCAUGUCGAAUUUAUCAGUGUUGACCGAUGCAAAGUGAGUACAAGUCAUUUUCCUAUUUUGAAAUUUGUUAUGUUGAAUUGAUGCCAAUUCAAUUCUUUGGUUUUUUAUUCUACAAUUGAUUAGUCCUUGGCAUAAAUUUUCAAAUAUGUAGGAGGAAAAUGGCGGUCCAUACAAAGCAUCAAUUCCCCUAAGGCAGGCCACAAAUCCUGAAGCUGACGUUUUACUCGCUUAUGAAAUGAAUGGAGAGGUAAAUUAUAUAAUCCUCAUGAAACUUCAAGACUUUACUUGCAUAUUCUGUCUUUGGGGCUGAUAUUGAACUUCUAUUUUGAUACACAUGGUAGCAAAUCUGAAGAGCCAACUCUACCCACGUAUCAUGUUAUACAAUGAUUUUGGCAGAGUCCGUUAACUUGGGCUCCCCAUCAAAACAGUACGCGACCUUAUGGGACAUUCUUCGAGUCCUGUUAAGGCACAAAUUCAAAGGAGAUUGAUUCUAUCAAGUGUUUCAAUGGAUUUAGGACUAAAAAAAGUAAGCACUAAAAAAGGCAAGCACCAAGCAUCAAGCCCAACAGAGGCCCACUUUCUUAGAUUUAGGACCAAGCCUUGUUCCAUGCUCUACUUAAUCAUAGUCUGUAUUGUUGUGAAUGAAUUGUAUCCAUUUAUAUUACCUGUGCAUUUUAGUCCCAGUCAUAUAUAUUCAUAUGCUUUAACUUAGGAUAAAAUAUAAAAAUAGAAUCUGGGGUUUAACUUUGCAAUUAUCUGUAGUUUCUUGCUCCUGAACUUGGGCUUAGCUUUGUUUAAAACCCAAUUUGUGAAGUCCAGAAAAAAAAACUGAAUGGGCUCAUCAGCACUCACAAGAUUUCUCAAUGAGAAUACUCGUUGACUUUUCGACCUUUAUCUCAGAAAUUGAUCUAACACGUUCUAGCUUCUCAUGUUGCUGUUCAAGGUCCUUAAUCGUGAUCAUGGGUAUCCAUUACGCGUGGUUGUUCCCGGGGUUAUUGGUGCGCGAUCAGUCAAAUGGUUGGAUUGCAUCGAAAUAAAUAAGGAAGAAUGCCAGGUCGGAAUAGAACAACCCAUUUCUGGUGCCAGGCAUCAUUCUUUUUCAGGUAUUUCUCGUUGACUCAUAGUGUCCCAUGACCCAGGGUUUUUUCAUGCAAAAGGACUACAAGAUGUUCCCCCCUACGGUCAACUGGGAUAACAUUAACUGGUCCGACAGAAAGCCUCAGAUGGAUUUCCCCGUUCAGGUCCCCUUUCUCUCUCUCUCUCUCUCUCUCUCUCUCUCUCUCUCUCUCUCUCUCUCUCUCUCUCUCUCUCUAUGUUAUAUUUUAGGCAUUAUAAUUAUCAUUUUUUUAUUUACCAUCUAUCUUGUAAUAUCUGAAAAAUAAAGUUGCCAUCUAUACUCUGACCAGUGCGAUAUAAUUAAAGUGAAAUAAUUUCCUUAUAUUCAUAUCACCUUAAGGAAAAUAAAAUUUUCCUUUUUCUGUCUGGUAGAGUGCAAUUUGCUCUUUGGAGGAUGUUGAUAUCGUAAAGCAAGGGAAGGUGAGUGAACUUCGUUCUUCGUGUGUAACCUUAUAUUUUCUUCGAUGGAAAACAGAGAUGGCUGACUUCCUUUGGAUGUUCAGCUUACCAUAAGUGGAUAUGCAGUCUCUGGGGGUGGGCGUGGCAUCGAGAGAGUUGACAUUUCUUUGAAUGGGGGCAAGACCUGGGUGGAAGCUCACAGGUAUCAGAGGAGUGGUGUCCCAUAUGUGUCGGAUGAUGUCAACGGUGACAAGUGGGCCUGGGUCUUGUUCAAGGCUGAGGUGGACAUUCCAGAUAAUGCCGAGAUCGUUGUUAAAGCAGUAAGAUCUGAAUCUUUUGACUACUUUCUGAAAAUAAUGAAUAAAAAUAUUACGGUUAUUUAGGCAGUCAUUUGUUGCUGUUCAUCUCUUAGAUAAUCUCUAAGUAAAUAAAAAAAUAAAAACAGAGUAAAAUUAUAUGGAAAAGUUCUGGAUGAGCCCAAGCUCGUCAGACGAAUAUUUAAGAAAAAAUGCCAGAAAAAUAUACGGAUGUUGCCAAUUUAGAUUUGAUAUUAUUUUAAUUAAUUAUUUAAAUGUGGAUGAUAUGGCUGUCGAUGAACAGGUUGAUUCAGCAGCAAAUGUCCAACCUGAGACUGUGGAAGAGAUAUGGAACCUGAGGGGGAUUCUCAACACAUCAUGGCAUCGGAUACGCAUCACAAAUGCUUUGAAAGCUCCUCAUUCCCAUCUGUGA
Spirodela intermedia is the source of this 4591-nucleotide messenger RNA. The record is from the annotation of a GenBank genome assembly. Lineage: Eukaryota; Viridiplantae; Streptophyta; Magnoliopsida; Alismatales; Araceae.